Anopheles cruzii is the source of this 1014-nucleotide messenger RNA. Its product is annotated as lipopolysaccharide-induced tumor necrosis factor-alpha factor homolog. The record is from RefSeq and is a predicted model, not a curated record. The transcript has 4 exons. Gene Ontology annotation, molecular function: zinc ion binding. Bases 179 to 649 code for a protein of 156 amino acids. Lineage: Eukaryota; Metazoa; Arthropoda; Insecta; Diptera; Culicidae.
GACGAACUCCCGAACGGAUCGCAGCGGACAAAGUGUGGGCCGGCCCGAAGCGAAAAAGUGACCAAGUGAAAAGGUCUUCGAACCGAUUAUCGUGAUCCUGUUUUUCUUUUCUGACCGUACAGAGGGAGGACAGCGUAACGCCCCCAGUCGGACGAUAAAUCCCCAAAAGAAGUAAAAAAUGAACAGCAGUGGCAAAGGAGCGGGCCCGGACCAGGUGCAACCGCUCAACCAACCGCCGUACCCCACCGCACAGACCGGCGCUUACAUGCCGAAUAUGCCGGGGACGAACGCAUACCCUCACCCACCGACAGACGCACCCAGCUACAUGCACCCACCACCUCCACCGCCGUACGAUGCCAAUUCCAACGUGAUCUCGUCCCCGCAGCAAGCGUCCACCACCUACGUGCAAGUUGUGAGCAGGCCACAGGUUGGACCGGAUCCGUCCUCGAUGAUCUGCCCGUCCUGCGCCAAGCACGUCAUCACCCGGCUAGACUACGAAACGUCCACCAAGACGCAUAUUGCCGCCGGUUUGCUGUGUCUGUUCAUCUGCUGGCCAUGCUUCUGGAUCCCGUACGUGAUCGAUUCGUGCAAAAAUGCCAACCACUACUGCCCGAACUGUGGCGCGUACAUCGGAACGUACCGCGGCUAAGCUAAGCCACCGCGGCCAACUUCAACCAAACCAGGUUUAUGAUCCUGCUGGCUGGCUGGCGGAGGAAGCUGGGGCCAUGUCGAGUAUUGUGAUGUAAUCCGAUCCCACCGUCGGCCGGCUCGUGCCCCGGGGGCGCGAUUCUGCACGCCUCGGUGACCCAUUUCACCACCGAACACACGAGACCAUCGCGGCCACGGAGCGGAAUAUGAUUUUUUGUUGUUAUUAAAAACGAAAGUGCCUAACAUUGUGUGCGAGUGUUUACGGAUGAACGCGGACUGAAUGGAACCGUACGUGUGUGUGUGUGUGUGUUUGUGCCUUGACGUCGACUGUUAUUAUCGUGUAGUGAAUGAGUUUUCUGUUGAUUG